CUACCAAUGGAGUACUAAUAAACGCUACUCUAUCUACGAGAUACUAGCUGCAGCCAACAUCUGUUCAAGUGUCAUCUGCUUUGAUCCACCGGAUUGAUGCUGCGAGUUGGACUUCCGGCCCCCAUUCUCGUCUGCGGGGCUGCCGGCUGCGAGAGUAGAUUCGAUUCGCCGUGCAAUGAUGCUCCCGUCUCCUGUCUCCGGCGCGACGCGUGGCAUCAGGCGCCGCUCAUCGGCGGUGCAGCCCGGACCCCAUUGGUCAGCGCGGAGGGCGACAAAACAGUGGGCAACAGCUAGCCGUCAGCCAGCGUCCGCCGGCCUCGAGGAACCCUGGGCCCGGACGGUGCCGCCGCCGGUUUCUGCUCCUUCCGCGGUUCGAUUCAGUCUCUACCGAGGAAGAAUCCGACGGGGAACGGAAGAAGAAGCUGGCAGUGCGCAACCAUCAGCACAGGAUAAGCCAGCGGCCUGAUCAACGCCGAUCUGAGCCCUCGCUGCCGGAUUGCUGGUUAACAAAGUAUGAGCGAUUCAGAGUGUGCAGGAGCACCUCAACUUAAGGGGAAGUACUUUGGUUUGCUCGUCUGCUUUCUAUUGGGGAAUGGAUGCCUCUUCGCAUGGAACAGUAUGCUUACAAUAGAAGAUUACUAUGUCUACCUCUUCCCUAAGAACCACCCAACCAGAGUUCUCACGCUGGUAUAUCAGCCUUUUGCCCUGGGAGUUACAGCUCUUCUAGCAUACCACGAAGCAAAAAUCAACACCAGGCUUCGGAAUCUGACAGGAUACACAAUUUACUUCUUAAGUUCUUUUGCAAUAAUAAUUCUGGAUGUGGCCACUAAAGGGCGAGGUGGGUUUGGAGCCUUCGUUGGCAUAUGCGUAACAAGUGCAGCAUUCGGGAUAGCAGAUGCUCAUGCUCAAGGUGGUAUGAUUGGUGACCUAUCCUUGAUGUGCCCAGAGUUCAUUCAGUCCUACUUGUCAGGUUUGGCUGCAUCAGGAGCAAUUACAUCAGCUUUGCGUCUGAUUACAAAAGCAGCUUUUGAGAACUCACAAGAUGGUUUGCGAAAAGGAGCGAUGCUAUUCUUUUCGAUAUCAUGCUUCAAUGAGCUAUUAUGUGUUCUUCUGUACACAUUUGUCUUCCCCACAUUGCCUAUUGUCAAAUUUUAUCGCUUGAAGGCAGCUUCCGAAGGUAGCAAAACUGUUGCUGGUGACCUAGCUGCUGCAGGAGUCCCAAUUCAACAUGAAGAGCAAGCUAUGGAGGAUCCCAAACAAUAUGUGCGAUUAAGCACCAAACUACUGUUUCUGCAAAACGUUGAUUACGCGCUUGAUAUCUUUCUGACAUAUGUCUUGACUCUAUCUAUCUUCCCUGGAUUCCUAUCUGAAGACACCGGAUCACACGGCCUAGGGACUUGGUAUGCACUUGUUUUGAUUACAAUGUUUAACGCGUGGGAUCUCAUAGGCAGAUAUGUACCCAUUAUUGUCAAGCUGAAAUCUCGAAAAUGUAUCAUGGCAGCAACCCUCGCACGCUUUCUACUCAUUCCUGCAUUCUAUUUUACUGCAAAGUACGGCGCACAAGGGUACAUGAUCUUUUUGACAUCCUUCUUGGGGUUGAGCAACGGGUAUCUAACCGUAUGUAUCCUUACAGAGGCACCCAAAGGAUACAAUGGGCCAGAGCAAAAUGCGCUGGGGAAUGUUCUUGUUGUUUUCCUCAUGAUUGGACUGUUUUCUGGUGUUGUGCUCGAUUGGUUAUGGCUGAUAGGGAAAGGUUGGUGAUAACUAAAGUCACCUCAUAAAGGGUGUUACUCUUUUGCUAAGUGUAUCCUGUUGGUACAUCGAUGGAAAAAAUAAUAAUAAAUCCGAUUUGCUGAUUUUCUUGCUA
Sorghum bicolor (sorghum) is the source of this 1867-nucleotide messenger RNA. Its product is annotated as equilibrative nucleotide transporter 3-like. Gene Ontology annotation, biological process: nucleoside transmembrane transport. The coding region runs from base 514 to 1761 and encodes 415 amino acids. Gene Ontology annotation, molecular function: nucleoside transmembrane transporter activity. Lineage: Eukaryota; Viridiplantae; Streptophyta; Magnoliopsida; Poales; Poaceae. The transcript has 11 exons. The record is from RefSeq and is a predicted model, not a curated record. Gene Ontology annotation, cellular component: plasma membrane.